CUUUCAGAGCACUUGCGAAGCUUGGCGAGUCCGAACGCGAAAACAGUUGCUAAUAUUAGCGCGGGAAAGCGCACUGCGUCGGUGCGGGAUUUUCCAGGGCGGGCGGCGCGCGCAUAUAUAACAUUAACCAGCACGGACGUUCUGUGCUGGCACAAUAACACGGUGUGUCUGUGCUUGUGCUGGUGAGAUGUGAGCCUGGUUUUUAUCACAGGGUUAACGAACAUUCACAAUGACGAUCGUAACUAAUCCAGCCUGCACCGACAUCUGCCUUGAAAGUCAGAUCUCUCAAGCGUCUACUUCUGGUGUCCAAGCGAUCAGCACUCAUGAGUACGGGCAAUAUGGCGAGCUGCGAAUAGAUGAGAACGCCCGGUUAUACGAUAACGAGAAGCAAAGCGACAUAGUAUUUGUCGCUGGAAUCAAUGGAGACACGUUCCGGUUUCCGGGUCAUCGGCGCGUCCUUGCUGCAACCAGUCCUGUCUUCGCUGCGUUACUUUCCACAAAAGCGGACGUUAUUGUCGUAGAUUAUAUCGACAGACGAGGCUUCGAACAGCUCCUUCGUUACCACUAUUGCGAACCCACACAGUUGACCUCUGUGUUUACUGCCAGAGCCACUCUUAAUGCCGCCUAUAAAUUUCUGUGCCCGCAACUUGCAGAGCGCUGUGCAAAACGGCUGGAUGAAAUGUUAGACGCUGAGGUCGCGCUUGAGAUAUUGCGUGAUUUAAGAUAUUUAUGCGCGAGGCUACCUGGAGCUGCUUCGGCGCCUCCUUUACCAGCGUUGGAAAAUGACGCCGCUGCAAGGACUCUUUCACAUUGCGCUAUGUGGUGCGAUUCUUUAGCUCAUAACGCCCUGCUUGUCAUCGACGACAAUGCUGACGCGGCUCUCACUCAUGAAAAGCUUGAAGACCUGACAUACGAAGAUCUUGUGCUGAUAGUGAAACGAGACACUCUACGUGUCUCCAGUGAGCUAGUUUUAGCGGAGGCGCUAUCUCGCUGGAGUAUUGCAGCUUGCAAACGCACCAAGAGGGAGCUCACCCCGAGCAAUAAACGUGCCGCGCUCGGGGAACUAGCCUACUGCCCGCGUUAUCUUUUACUUGCUGGUGAAGAAUUGGAUAGAGCUUUAGCUCUGGAACUUUUGGAACCAAUCGAGCGGGCUUUGGUACUAGCUCGAGCAAGGAAACUUUCAGCCCCCGUACCUGUAGGAGCGGAGCAGGAGGCGAUGUUACGUCGUUGGGCGCAUCCGCGACCCUCCGAACCCGCAGCGGCACCCGUCUGCUUGAGUCCAAGAUCCGAGCCGACCGAAGAGCCCAAACCCAGCAAACUCUGCGGACGACGACCAAAAAAACUGAAGCAACCGUGUUUCGAACCCGAAGACAGUCGGAGAACGUCCAAGAGCAAUUGCUGCUCCGACUGCUUCCACGGUCUCAUUCAUGCUUUCGUCUGUCUAUUCGACUAAUUAGUGUAUCAGAAUCUUCGAUGUUAUAUGUGAUAAUUAAGAUAUGUAAUAUUGCAUUUAUUAAAUAAUGUAAAAAAAAACAAAGUUUUAUGUUCUAUAUGUGGUAAUAGAGAAUGUGGCAAAGAUUUUAAAUGAAUUUAGUAUUACGUAUAGAAUCCACAGUGAGUACUGUGACAUGACACUACGAAAUGUAUGUGGCAUGUUUAAAAUGCAUUAAGUAGCUUUAAUUUUUAAUAUUUCGUCGCAGCUCAGCUGUUUAUUAUUCAGUGUUUAUUAAAUAUUAAUCAUUAAUUUUAGGCCCGAAAUCUAUAGUAAAUUCCAAAUUAUAAUAAAUUUAAUGAGCAAAUCAUUUAAAUUGGCGCACAAAGUGUUUAGAUGUUAUAUAUAAGUUUCGCUAGAAAAUUCUGUUGCAAGAUAAAAUUAAUUAAAUCUAUUUCGUUGCUAAUAGCUAUUAGAUAUCAAUGGGUACGUGUUUUAUGUUAAGACUCUGUGUAUAUCAAAUCAUUGAUUGUCUAUGUUAAUGUGGUUUCACCGCAGUUAUUAGCAUUUAAAUUAGUUCAAAUAUUUAUUAAGUAUGAAAAAUCGUAGGAGUAUUGUUGUGGUACUGUAUUCUAUACUAGUCUUAAUUUAAGUACACAUUUGUAUCGUUGUUUGUGUUACAUAUCUGUGGAUAUAAUUUAAUUGUUCAUAGAACAAUACAGCACAGCCUCUACUGAGCCAGCUCGUAAUCACCACAUUUAUUUGUUCAGCUUAUUCCAACAGCUUCUUAGACUGUGCCAUAUAAGUAAGAUUAUUUUCUAUUAUAAAUAUUGUACAGUCCGAUAGUUUUAAUACGUAGGGUCCCGAUUAAAAACUCUUUGUAAAGAUAUAAUAAAUGUAUUUUCAUAAAAAUGUUCAUAACUUAAACUUAAUACUGUACCGUACUGAUGUUUCUAAAUGUAUUAAUUAUUUAUAUUUAUACAUUGUAUUUGCGACAGCGAGUAUUACAUUUUUAUAACCUACUAAGUAGUUUGAGGUUAUGUAUUCAGUAACCUUCAUUUAUUCCACUCAUUACCCUCAUUUUAUGGAAUUCGUGUGUCGUUUUUAACGGUUCUAUGAAAUUUAAAUGAUUCAAUAUAUGUCAUCUAUCGUUUAUUGUAGAUGUAUCGAUGUUAUCUUCGAACCGCAUUUAUGUAAAUUGAAAUCUGAUAUCAAAUAAAAGAAUUGUUCAUUUAUGUGAA
This is a messenger RNA of Danaus plexippus (monarch butterfly), 2673 nucleotides long. It is a transcript of the gene axed, whose product is annotated as BTB/POZ domain-containing protein 6. Gene Ontology annotation, cellular component: cytosol. The transcript is spliced from 2 exons. Bases 230 to 1453 code for a protein of 407 amino acids. Gene Ontology annotation, molecular function: protein binding. Gene Ontology annotation, biological process: neurogenesis. The record is from RefSeq and is a predicted model, not a curated record. NCBI's taxonomy places the organism in Eukaryota, Metazoa, Arthropoda, Insecta, Lepidoptera, Nymphalidae.